CAAACAUAAAUGUAGUCAUAAACAACAUGGCCACUUCCGAGAAAAAAGCUAUGCAUGUAAGCAUUCAUCGGUCAAAAUGCUCGGAAGAAAAGGGAUCGGCAAUAAAUCAAAGUAAGUAAGCAAUAAAUGUUUUGUAAAUGCAAAGGAUGGAUGCCAUUUUUUUCCUCCAUGACCGCCAUCUUGGUUGACACGAUCAGUUAGUUCUGUCACUAAACUUAUUUAGCUCGAUUUUAUUAUUUCUAGUGAAGUGAAAUGAUUUUAAAAUUUCAUUUUUAACUCAUGGAACUUCAUUAAAACACUUCAUUGGCAGUCAUUGGUUACUAUAAUUUCAAAAUUGUACUUAAGACACUUAAACUUAAGUAUUAAAUGUUUUCGAAUUGUUUUUUCAUGUAUUCUCUUUGGUUUUAAAGGGUUUUUUAAUUUUAAAAAACAUAUAUUUUUAAAAAAUUAGUCCUUUGAUAAGUUUGUUUAUAGUAUAUUGAGCUGAUGUGUGACCAGAAUUGUUUAAUUUUUCUCAGCCUUAGACCAAAAUCAAUAAACAUACGGUUAGAAUAAGUUAAAAAUAAUAGAUAAUUAAUUAAGAUUCAGAGGCAUCAGCUUACACUGGGGUGUAGGGACUGGGCUCUCUCGAGCGUUUAAGGUCCUGUCGUGAUGUCCAAACACUGAAGGUCCAUUUAAUGUGGUCUGUGCCAGUUGUGGUAUGAAGGUUAAAAAGUCAUCCCCCCCUCCUUUUUUUUCUCUCAGAGCCCUCAGAACAUACAGAUAGUUCCUUGAUGAGGUUAGAAGUUAAUUACUGACCAAGGCAGCAGGGACACACAUCACCAUGAACUUGUGAUAAACAAAUCUGACCAAGAGUGAUGGGGGACUUGGCAUUAAGUAGGAUUUUCAGUGUUGUGGUGUAAGCAGCCGGCCAGAGAAACCACGUAGGCAAAGCUUGGAGUCUCAACAUAAUAGGAUUCCAUUAACUUCAGAGAGCGACAGAUGUCCAAGCCACUGAUGGACAAGGGAACCAGAGGCAUGGCUUGAGCACAUGGUGUUGAUGUCAUGCCUUUUUUUAACUUGGGUUGAAGUAGAUGAUUUCGCAGCUGAGCUGGGGAUCAAGGUUGUUCACGGAGCUGGAGCAGAUCUGGUUCUUUUAAAAUUUCUUACUGCUCUGAGCUCCAAAAAUUAUUAAUAAAAUAAGUGUAAAAACUAAAAUGCUUUGGGCAGACAACUCACCGGUCGCCCAAGACUGAGAUGGAUCGAUGAUGUAGAGAAGGAUUUACACCAGUUGGGGGUUCCCGCAUGGAGGUGGAAAGUCGUGGAUUAUUCCGAAUGGAAGGAUGUGGUGGAGCAGGCCAGAGCCCUACAUGGGCUGUAGCACCACUAAUGUUGAUGAAAAUUCAUAAUAUUCAUGUUAUAUUUUUAAAAAAAUUAUGCCCUACCCUUCUACCUAUUAUGUUGCCGAUAUGUGCAUUUCAAAUGCACAGUUAAUAAGAUGGGUAAUUGACAAAAAUAAAGAAAUUUAAUUUCUUUAAAGCCUGGCAGCACCUCUCAAUCACCACCCUCCCUUUUUUAUUUUUUUGUGCUGGAAGUGGAGCUUGAGUUGGCAAAAAGUGUCCGCCGUGGACCUGGAAAAGGAGGUGGGGGUGGGGGGUCCAUGAAUUUGUGCCAAUGUGUGAUAGUGUCUCCAAUUUGUUUUAACCAUUUGUGUCGAUGGAGAAAUGUGGGAAUGUGGAAAUCGGCCAUUGGAAAUUUCACUCCAGAAUAACUGGUAGAAAUGAGAACCUAUUUAAAUGAUUAUAGCUAUUUCUAUAGUUGUAUAAUGACUUAUUCAGCACAUUAAAAGAUAUUCAAAUUAAUCGACAUAACAUCAUCAAAACCCUACAAUGACAAGGAAGAAUAAAAAAAAAAAAAUUCUUAUCUUUAUAGCUGAUCAUCAAACUCCAUUAUCAGCAAAAGAAAUAUUUAUGACAGCCACUGAACAUGGAGACGCAGAAACAGUUGUCAAAAUGAUAGAAAAAUUGAAUGUAUCUCCAAAUUUAACUGCUGUCAGAGAAGGAUUGGAACGUAAUGCAUUAUCGAUUGCUGCAACAUACGGACAAAUCGAUACUGUUGCUGAGCUUUUAAAGGUAGUGUAUUAAAAUUUCACUUACUGCACAAGAAUACUUCCUGCCACAAUGGUCUCAUUAGUAAUCUGCACAACCACAGCCAAGUUCAGAAUUAGCAGAUAUAUGAUGAUUUAGGUGGGCGUGGUCGAUUUCAACUGACAAACUAAAUAUAUUAAAAUAUUAUGCAGAGGUUAAAAACGCAAGUUUUAUUCAUAUUUCGAGCCUACCAUUUUAAUUUCAAAUUUUAUUCUCUAGAUAAAUGGUAAGCUUCCUAUCUCAGUGACAGAUUCAAUAUGACUUACAAGGUUGAAAGAUUUAUAUUUAUUUUUAUAUUAUAGUCUUGAUAUAUUAGGUUGUCUAUAUUGUUCUUCCUUUGCGUAAGAAGCAGGUAGCUUGGUAGUCCUAUUUGUUCCUGGAAACUUAACCCACAUCUACAUAAGACACAAGUGUUUUGAGGUCCUAUUUAUAUUGGAGGAAGUUCUGUUUUACCUUGCUAUGUGCUUUCUGAGAGCAUGCUACAACAGUGAGUCUAUCUCCCGCUUCUUGUGCGAUCCAAAAAAAGUGUUUCCCAAGAGUUCAGGGUACUGUUCAUUGAUUUAAGGGACACAUUUAGGCCAUCUUUGAAACUUUUUCUCUGCUUAUCAGCUAAAUGUUUCCCUCUGGAUUAGGUCAGUAUACGUUAGUUGUUUAGGAAGUCCAUCUGCAUUAGGUCAUUAUACAUUAGUUGUUUGGGCAAUCCAUCUGGAUUAGGUCAGUAUACAUAGUUGUUUAGGCAGUCUGCUGUCUUGUAUUUCUGCACCAUGUCCAGCCCAUUUGGCUUGCCAUUUUUGUAAGAAUAUUUGGAUGCUGAGGAAGCCAGCAUGUUGCAGGAAUUCUGUAUGCAGAGAAGAUAAGAUAUGAGGUUUGGGUAGCAGUUAAAACCCAUGCCGAUGAUUUUAGCUUUGCGGCCAUGAGAAAGCUGCUCCUAGGCGACCAUUUUGUCCCAGCUUUUGUCCCGACAGAAAGACUCCAUGUGUGGUGGGGAUGGGGGGGUGGUAACGCAGCACCAAUCCACCAGAUGGAAGCAAACCCACCCAGACCCUUAGGGAGAGUAGACUGCAAAUGCUUUAAACUCAGCAUUUUCUGGACGUAUCCCAGGUCAGAGGGGAGGUUCGCGGGAUGCCCCACUAUGUCUGGUGGUGGGGAAACCUGGCAUUUGGCCCAUGUGAUGGUGUGCUGGGGGGGGGGGGGGACAUUAAGAACUCACGCUCGACAGCCCACCUGCGCCAAGUCCUAUGUGACGUUGUUGAUCCUAAUAAAGGAAAAUGGUUUUUUAUUACAGUGUGCAUAAUCACUCUUGGCAUAUGUAUAAAAGAGAAGCCCUGACAAGUCUUUGUGUCCAGUACACUCAGUGGAAAAACCAGACUUUUUGUUUCACAAGUGCAUACAUUCCGAUAAGAACACUAUACAGUGCAAGGAUGGAAAUUAAAUUUUUUGUGUCAUUCGAACAUUAAGAAAAAGAAAGAUGGCGUUAUUUGAGAAAUUGAAAGUGUUAAUUAAACAAGUGUUUAGGUGGGUGAGAUCAACAACCUUUGGAUUUUUCAAUUAUAAAAAGAAAUUGUGUUUUCCAGAAUGCUGCAAAAGAUCGGGUAAAGGAACAAAAUCAUUAAAACUUCAUGAGUUUGUAAAGUUUUGUUAAAUUAUUGCAUGUAUAGAGAAACUUUGAUUCUCUGCUUUACAGAGCAUUGCAAACAUUCAAAAAGUGAUUCAGAUAUCCAGGAUUGGGGUAUGGGAGCAGAAUUGAGGGAGCUAAAGGCUCCUGAAUGAAAGGAGGGAAGUGCGUCCGUGGUUUUCUACAGGUUAUUUCUAGUACCAUUACAUAAAUAUUAUUACAAAGACAAACAUUUUCAAACUAGAACAGUUAAACACAAGACAUCUAAAGUAUUUAUCAAACGUAAAAAGCAGCUGUCAUAAGCCCUGGAACUUCACUCAGUUAGGUACAAUGUUGACUUUAAGAGUGAUUAUUUAGGUUAUGUAACAGUUGGUGGAUCACCCUGGUAAAUUCUGAUAGACUGGGGAACACAUGAAUUGAUGAAUUUUAAAAUUUGAGGGAAAGAAUUCACCCUGAUCCACCUAAUAUGGUGAGUCCCCCUAUGGAAAUAGACAACCAUUUCUUUAAUUUUUGAGAUUAUCAACUGAAGAAAAUUUUUGUCACACUGGUGGAUAAAACUUGUAAUUAAAUUGCGGUAGAAAAUGUUCCCUUUAGAUAUUAAGCCAAAGUUGGUGGUAUCAUCUAAAAAUUCAAUGAUUGUAAUGGUGUUGCUUGGGCUCUGGAUAUCAUUGGUGUAUCCUGUAUACGGGACAGGGGAGAGAACACAGAAAGAAGUCUGUGUAAGCUUCACAAGAGGAGAUGGGUUAGGUUUUGAAUUUUGAGAUUACAAUUUAGUUAAGCUGUCAACGUAUGAAGUUAUUGAGCCUGAUUAUAUGUACACUUUUAUAUCUUUCAUACAUCUUUCAACUAUCUUUCAAAUAUCUUUCAUAAUGUGAAAGGAAAGGCUGUAUAUGAACUUAUUUAUUGAAUCAUAUUGUUCUUUUCUUGUUUAUGUCUUAGAAUGGAGCGAAUCCUACGCUGAGAAGUGCCAGGCAGAGAACUCCACUCCACGAUGCAUGUAUUGGUGGCCAUUUUGAGUGUGCCCAACUCUUAAUGGAUGCCAUGUCAGCAUCUGACGUAAACAUCCCUGAUAAUUCUGGCCAGACGGCUGCACACAUUGCUGCAUUUCAAGGAGAGACAAAAAUUCUCAAACAACUUAUAGAAAAAGGUUUAUUUUUCUAAAAUUUUAUCAUUUAAAACUGACAUAUUUUAACACAAGAGGUAGUUAAAUAUUAAUUUAAAUUGGUAAAUGAAUUCUCUAAAAUUAUACAAUCAAAAUCAAAUUAUCACCUGCAAAAAUAAACAACAACAUAUGAUUAACAUCAAUUUAAAUUGGCUUGAUUCUUUUAAUAAUUUUCUCUUGUUUUAUCAAGACUAAAAUAAAAACUCAAUUAAUUUUUUAAAUUAAAGAGUUUUAAAUAUUCUUUACUUAAACAAUACAAAAUCGUAUGUUAGUCUUAGUCUAGUUUUGUCUAUUGAUUCAUAUGUGCAAUGAGUUGUUGUCCUAUUUGGUGCAUUACAUUUUAAGAGAAGAUCUAGAUUUUAAAAAAAUAAUAAAUUAGGAAUAAUUAAAGGAAAUAAAAACUGAAAUAAUAAAUGCGUUGGCACGGAAAAUGUAAAGAUAGUUUUCAACAUUGAAUUUUAAAUAUAUCAAUAUAUUGCAUUACACUCAUUGCAUGAUUUUAUUAAAUGAAGGUGCAGACCUAUCCAAAGCAGAUCACAAAGGGAGACAAACAGCUCAUUUGGCAGCCAGCAGGAAUCAAGUGAAUGCAUUGAGAAUAUUAUUUGAUAGUGGCAUUGAUCUAGACCAUCAGUGUUCAGCAGGAAAAACAUUGCUGCACCAUGCCGCAGAGCACGGGGGUAAGCUGAAAUGUUACACUCUUUCAGUCUGAUGAAGUCUUUAAAAUGUUAUCCAGAAAUCAAUAUGUUUUUUCUGUGUCCCACUUAUUGGGGCCAUCAAGCAGUUGGUGAAAACGGGGAUGAAAGUAGAAAUUUUGUUAAUAAUCAUCUUAAGAGCAAGCACUUCCUAUAAAAACUUAUCCAAGAACUGUUUUUCAGACAGUGCUGUCUGAAGUUUCACCCCCACCCCGCUUUCUUAUCCAGCAGCUGAUAACUGUUGAGUUUCAAAAGAUCUAUUCAAAGCAGACUAGAUUUUUAAACAUGUGUCCACACAGUUAUUAUUAGAAAAUACACUGAGACACAUAUCUACAUAGUAAUUAUCAGAGAAUACUUCUAAAAAACAUUAAUGACUGGCCAUAGUUUUAAAAAAAAUAUAUAUGUAUGAAGAGCUUAUUUCCAAAACAGGGUAUCCACCAUUUUCGAAAAAAAUGAAAAAACUUUACCUUAUUGUAGAGCAAACCAGGUUCGUGAGGACAUGUUAAAUUUACAAAAAACAUUAUAUAUAUAUAUAUAAUAUAUAUAUUAUAUAUUAUAUUUAAUUCUUGUAUAAAAAUUAUUUAAUUUUCUGAACGUGGAUUGUAAUUUUUUUGUAAAAGUUGAAUAAUCUCAAAACUUAAAAAAUGGAUUUACAGCAUUUUGAAAAUCAGCUCUUCAUAUUUAUAUAUUUUCAGGUUUAGACACAGUGAAGUUUCUUGUAGAAAGGGAUUGUGAUCUGACGUUAUGUGACCACUCAUCCAAUCUGGCAGCUCAUGUUGCAGCCAGGCAUGAUAAUUUGAACUGUCUCAAGUUUCUAGUGAAGCAAGGCACGUUCAUUGACACCCCACAGACCAAUGGAAAGGCCUGCUCUCAUAUAGUAGGUGCUGUAUUUAUAUCAGUAACAAUUUGUAAAGCUUUUCAUAAUUGUCAUACUGCUGCUCAUGGUGAUCUCUGUCUGAAUCUCACUACUCUUGAUAAAGAUAUUGAAAAUUGAAGUCCACAAGUAGAGAAAUGAUAUGAUCAUUAUAAGGGUUGAAUUAUCUUUAUAUGAUAAUACUAAACAUCAUUUUCUUUGUAAUUUUAUGGCUGUCAAUCUUUUUUUUUUUGAAUCUAAAAGCUUUAUAAGUUCUUGAAAAAAAAGGAGUGGGGGAUGGGGGGACAAGUCCAUAAAAGCUCUUGUGCAUUAUCUUAAAACUUAAACUUGCAGACCACAUUUCAACAGCUACUCAGAUGAUCAAAAUAUUAUAUAUGUAAUACAAAAUGCAAUAAUCUAAUGAAAUUAUCUUCCUAGGAGUAAUAGUAAGAUCAGUGAACAAUUUUUAUCUAAAAGACUAUGAAAUAAAUAUUCUGAAAUAAAAUUUACAUAAACACUAUUUUGCCUAUAAAUUUAAAAAAAAUUAAUAUAUUUUUUUUUUUAAAUGCAGUUUAACAUCCUGCUCAAAUGUAUCACUAUCCUCACAAAUUCAUCCUUAUGCUCACAAAUAUAUCCUUAUGCUCAUAAAUUUAUCCCUAUGCUCACAAAUUGAUCCCUAUGCUCACAAAUUUAUCCCAAUGCUCACUGGCUAUUCUUUAUUAAAUGUUCCUUAACCUGGCCUAAAUUAUUUAGGUUUGGCAUUUAAACAAAAGUUACCAAGUUGUCUUUUCUUUGUCCAAGGCUGCAAUCAAUGGGUCAGUUCAUGCCCUCCACUGGCUGCUGGAGAGUGGGGCCAAUGUUAAUCUGCCAGAUGGUGAGUAAUCAAGACUUAGCUAUGUCAUUAAAAAUGGGCUCAUAAUUGCUGUUCAUGAGAUUAUCAAAAGAGUUAUCCCAGAUAGGUUGUGUCUAGAUUCACCAACUCUAAUUCUGUGAUAGAGGAAAUGGUAAGUACUUUUAAUAACUGAAACUUUUAUUGUUCUUUACAAAAUUUGUAUUUAAUGUAAAUAAAAAAAAUCUCUUAAAUAGAUAAGACUCAUUAAAAUUGAGGAAGCAUAAUAUUUUUUUUUUAUUUUCCAUGAAACUCUUUACAAUUUAAUUUAAGAAGUGACCUUGGCCUUGAUGUAUAUGUUACCGGCAAUGUGUGAAAUGCAGGCAUUUUAUAGAAUGCCUAGGCAUUAUAUAGAAUGCCUGGCGGUUUUAGGCAAAGUAUGAAAUAUUUUAUUUUUGUGAUUAAGUUACAUACUUUGCCUAGGCAUUUUAUACAUUGCCUAGGUAUUAUAUAUAAUGACAAAUAUACUUCAGGCAAAGUUUAAAAAGAGCAUAAAGAAAUUUUUUUUAAUUGGAAAAACACAUUUGAAUACGAAAGAUAACAAUAAAACUGGAAAGCAAAGGUGUCAUCGAGCUACUUGUUGCAGCAAGUAAGGCUGGAGUGGCAUUUUGAAUUGCACUUAAUUUUCUUUUUCAAACAAAGACACUUCAUGUUUUGGCACCUGGUCUUGCACAUACACCUCACGUAGCCUUGACCGCUUCCUGUUGACUGAGAGAUAGCAGCAGAUCGGAGAGGUAUUUCAUGGGCCGGGACGUCUUCAACUCUCAAUAAAUCUUUUGGACAUACAGUGAACUGUGAUCUCGAAUACAAUUGUUUCAAGAUUCCUUGUGCAGUUCCAAGUCGGUAAAAGCCGUCUUCUGUCUCUGUCAUAACAACUGCCAACAGAUUGCGCGAGUCACACCGUCCCUUGUCAACGUCAGGAAUAGGAACUCGCACAGUGGCUCCUAAAGGUGCAGGCGGGAACUUUUUGUCAGAGUUUAUUUUCAUUUUUUUGGCCUGGAUUUCAAGGUUUCAUUUAGAUUCUUUUCUAGCCUCUAUAGCUCUCUUCAUCUUGAAACACAAGCUGCACAAAAUACCAACACUAUAACCUUCUAUUUCCUCGUCUCCAUCGUCUUUAGCAGCAUGUCCACAGAUCACAUGAACAUUACGGUGACAGUUUCGGCAUGUAUGGGCCCCGCUGCUUUCUUUUAAGCAGACACAACAAACACCAGAAGUGGAAGGCUCUUUGGUAACCAUGACGUCACAAUCAGUUUGGAUUCCUCCAUUACUGGUUGCAUUCUCUUCAGUAUUCUGUAUAGCAGGCUCUGUAUCUUGCAUCUGACGAUUUGCUUUUUCCUGCUGUGUUGUUUUUACGCUUUCUAUUAUUUUUUCGAGUUCUUCCUCAGUCUGUAUGUCUUGCAAAACGUCCAGGGGUAUGGAAGACGUUGCAAGGCCCACUUUAGCUUUGCAGCCAAACAGAGCUUCUUCUUCUUCUUCUAUAUCUUAAGGGCCCACGAUCAAUUUAUUGAUCAUUUUGGCUCCUAUGCAUGUAGAUGGGAUUUGCAAUGUUUCUGUUACUGGUGGUGAUGAGGAAAUUAUGCACUAGGGGUUUGAAGGCUUGAGGCAAUAGACACAAAUGUGUCUAGUGUUGUCGCCUCAACUGUUCCUUUUGAAAGAUGGUUCCAGUCCCUGAUUGUCUUGGGCAAGAAUGAGCAGCUCCUAUACUGGCUUCUUGCUGGUAUGAGCCUGAAUUGCCUGUCAUGGCCUCGUCGCUGUCUAUGGGGGAGAGGGACGAGUUUCUGUUUAAUACCGGAACAGUGGACCAGCCCAUUAUUUAUCUUGUACAUCAUGGAGAGCCUGGAUUGUCGUCGUCGUUUCUCCAAUGGUGACCAGCCUAGUGUUUCUAGCAUGCUGCCAACACUAGAGGUAUUCCUGUAGCGGUUUAGGACAAAGCGUGCUGCUCGUCGCUGGACCGCCUCCAACCUGUCAAUGCUCUUCUGGGUAAAUGGGUCCCAGACUGAAGAUGCAUAAUCUAAAAUCGGACGGAUAAAGGCUUUAUAUGCUCUUUCUUUCACACAGGAGUUGCCAAUCUUUAGAUUUCGCCUUAAGAACCCCAAGGCUUGGUUUGCUUGGUUACAUACAUUGUUAAUAUGCUCGUCCCAGCGGACCUCUCUUUGAAUGGUAACACCCAGGUACUUUACGGAGGAAACUUGCUCAAGAAUAUGGCCGUGCAGUUUGUAUUGGUAGUGUAGAGGAGUACAACUUCUAGAGAUUGAUAGUGUCUGGCACUUGGCAGGAUGAAAUUCCAUGUCCCAGCUCAUCUCCCACUCAGCUAACAGAUUGAGAUCCUGUUGUAGCUGGUCCUGGUCAGAUCUGGCGCUUCAUAAGGCGUUCUCUUGAUCCCAGAAUGAAAGGCCCUGUUCUCCAUAAGUUGGAUGAAUCGUAAUCCUUCAGCCCAGUAGUCAGUUUUUUCAUCUUGCAUCGAAGCACAUAGCAUGUUUUCGAUGUCUUGAUUAGCUCUUUCGAUACUGCCCUGGCUUUGUGAGUGGCGCGGUUUACCAUGGACGAUCUUCAACUUGGGCCAGUAAUCCUUUAGGCUGUUAACCACAUUGUUGGUAUAUUCCCGGCCAUUAUCGGACUGUAGAAUUGUUGGAGCGCCAAGCAACGUAAAUAUUUCCACUAAUAUGUAGGCUACCUCUUCCGCCCUCUUGGAUGUUAAAGCCCUCAGAACCACAAACUUUGUGAGAUGAUCUUGGUACACCAUUAUAAAUUUAUAUUCCCGGUCAGGAUGGGAUUGAAAAUCGAUAAGAUCGACCUGACCACGGGAGUUGAAUUCAGAAAAAAUCAUAGGCUUCACCACAACACCCUUUGUGACACAUUUUUGUUUCUUCUGGCACGGCUCACAAAGGUGGAGGUAAAGUUCAAUAUCAUUACAUGUAAUGUUCUUAUACUUGUGUGAAAGUUCUUUUAACAUUCUGUCCCUUCCUCCAUGUCCCACUGCCAAAUGAGCCUCGUGAAGUACGCCAAAUAAUUCAGAAUCCGUGACAUAGAACUGAAUAGCGCUGUCGCCUUCUUUAACAGGAUAGAUCAACUUACUUUUGUUCGCUACCGCCAUUACAUCAUAGCGUUUCAGGAGCCAAUAGUCUCGUGGUUUCUUCUGAUUUGUCAUCCGAGACAUUUUCACAUCAUCAACUAAUUUUUGGUAACUAGUUUCCGUUAGAGAAACGCAGUUUUUAGCAGUAUUGGCUCGCAAUUGAGAAAGUUCAUCGUAGAACCGCCGUUGCAUGCAAACAUACCGUGAUUCCUGAUCUGAAGCUACAAUCUGAUACUCCAACAUCUCGGCAGCCAUCUUGAAACAAUAGGGGUAGCGUCUUUGGCGGGAGUACGAAGCACGCGUGUCGCGAUCGCCACGGCACCACCAAGCAAAGAAUCAAACAUGAAUGGCGGGGUAUUCUAUACAUUGCAGGGUCGCUAUUAGGCAUUAUAUAGAAUGCCUAGGAAAUGUGUGAAAUAAAAACCAUUUCAUACUUUGCCUACAAUUUUCAGGCAUUCUAUAGAAUACCUAGGCAUUCUAUAAAAUGCCGGAUUUCACACAUUGCCGGUAACAUAUAUAACAACGGACAUACUAAAAAGUAAAUGGUAUAAUAAUAGAUUGAAAAUCACUUGGCUUCCAUUAGAAUUCAAACAGGUGUCAAAUCUGAAAUCAGAGAAUGUCUUUGUGAAGUCAGUAAUGAUGUAAAAAUGCCAAGGAAGGCCGUAUCCACAUUCUUUUUCAUCUAUCUUUUCUAACAUUACUAAAUGGCCCCUAUCUUGGUAAUUUCAUGGAGAUAAAGAAAAUGUCAUAGAGUAAGGGGAAGUGUUUACAUGGAGAUAAAGUAAAUGUAAUAAAGUAAGGGGAAGUGUUUACAUGGAGAUAAAGUAAAUGUAAUAAAGUAAGGGGAAGUGUUUACAUGGAGAUAAAGUAAAUGUAAUAAAGUAAGGGGCAGUGUUUACAUGGAGAUAAAGUAAAUGUAAUAAAGUAAGGGAAAGUUUUUGCUCUUCUAAGAACUUUAAACGUAUGAACCUUAAAAGAAUUUCAUAUAAAGAUAUUACUUAUGAGUGCCUCCAUUUUUCAUCUAACAUUUUGGGGGUGUUGGGUAAGUGUUCAGAAUCUCAACUCAAUAGAGAAAAACAAUGGCCUCAGGUUUGACAGGAUGAGGUUUUUUAUUGAAGUCGUGACUUGAGUCUCUGUUUGCAGGUGAUGGCAAUACCCCGGCCCACCAUGCUGCGCUUGGCGGGAGAGCUGACUGCUUCAACUGUUGCAUGCAUCAUCACGCCAACCUGGACGCAGCCAAUGGCAAAGGGGACACACCGAUGGAUGCAGCAAAAAAAUCUGGCCAUCCUUUGCUGAUGCACAAAGCUGGUAAAAAGCCUUUUCCUCUUAGAUUUAAAAAUGUUUUACUUGAAUAGCACACAAUAUUUACAGAUUUGCUAACUUAUAAGGAAUAUAAAUUUCUAAAUUUUUAUGAUUAGAAGCUCACCCUAAGACUAACGCUAAGAUUAAGACUAGCACUGACCCUAAGAGUAACCCUAACACCAGCCCUAAAACUGACCCUAAGAGUAACCCUAACACCAGCCCUAAAACUAACCCUAAGACUAAAGCUAAGAUUAAGCCUAGCACUGACCCUAAGAGUAACCCUAACACCAGCCCUAAAACUAACCUUAAGACUAACGCUAAGAUUAAGACUAGCACUGACCCUAAGAGUAACCCUAACACUAGCCCUAAAACUAACCCUAAGACCAAGGCUAAGAUUAAGACUAGCACUGACCCUAAGAGUAAUCCGAAAACUAGCCCUAAAACUGACCCUAAGACUAACACUAAGAUUAAGACUAGCACUGACCCUAAGAGUAACCCUAACACCAGCCCUAAAACUAACCCUAAGACUUACGCUAAGAUUAAGACUAGCAGUGACCCUAAGAGUAACCCUAACAUCAGCCCUAAAACUAACCCUUAGACUAAUGCUAACAUUAAGACUAGCACUGACCCUAAGAGUAACCCUAACACCAGCCCUAAACUGACCCUAAGAGUAACCUUAACACCAGCCCUAAAACUAACCCUAAGACCAAGGCUAAGAUUAAGACUAGCACUGACCCUAAGAGUAACCCUAACUCUAGCCCUAAAACUGACCCUAACACUAACAUUAAGAUUUAGACUAGCACUGACCCUAAGAGUAACCCUAACACCAGCCCUAAAACUAACCCUAAGACUAACGCUAAGAUUAAGACUAGCACUGACCCUAAGAGUAACCCUAACACCAGCCCUAAAACUAACCCUAAGACUUACGCUAAGAUUAAGACUAGCAGUGACCCUAAGAGUAACCCUAACAUCAGCCCUAAAACUAACCCUUAGACUAAUGCUAACAUUAAGACUAGCACUGACCCUAAGAGUAACCCUAACACCAGCCCUAAAACUAACCCUAAGACUAACCAUAACACUAACCAUAACCCUUACAAGCAGAACAGUUUCACACAGCUGCCCUUUCAUUCUUGACACCAAAAAGAUGUCAUGUAAAAAAUCUAAAGAAAUUUUUAAAAGCAGAAGCCUGAAGAUCUUAAUUUGUUACUAUUUUUUAAAAGUGGAUGUAAAAUACUGGAUAAUGGAAAUUAUAUAAAAAGUCAGAAGUUAUAAUAUGUUAAACAUUAUUGUGUAUUUCAUGGUUGAUUCCUGCCCCCCCCUCCCCCACAAAAUCCCUUGUCCUUUUUCUCUUUGAUGCCAUUUUGUUUCUUCACCCCCCCCCCUCCCCUACUGAUUAAUUGAAAUAAAUGUUUUGUCUGUUUAGCAACCAAUGAAGUUAUGUGUCCAGAGUGCUGCAUCAAGUUGGAGAAAGAAGACUACGAUUAUAAGCACCCCCUGGCCCCCGUCGUAAGGUCGAUGAGUGCAGCCAAGCAGAGGGCAUUCCGUUCACCCAUGACACCAAAAAAGUCAGUAAAGAACACAUUUUAUUUUGUUAGAUUCAACAUAGAAACCAGAGCUGGUAAAGAAAAAAUAUAACAAGAAUCAACAUCUUUUUUAUAGGUUUGUCUUUUUUAUUUUGGAUGUACAGUGCAGUGCUAUGUAAAUAAGCACUGGUUGAAUCCUAUGGUGGGAAAAUCUUUGCUACUUGAUUCCAUUACACCAAAGUGUCACUCUGAUGCUGUUUAUCUGGGCUUUGAGAUAAACAUUGGGAACUGGUUUUUACUCAGAAGCAAAACAACAUGAUCUGCAGGUCUCUUACUGAAAAUAUCUCAAAAAGGAGAAAAAAAGACCAAAUUAUAUAAAAGUUAAUUUUGAAAUGUUGAAAUAAAAUUAGAUAUAGAAAUACAAAAAGGAAAGGAAAAAAAUUGCAUCAACCGCUCUCAUUGGAUGUUUACAUUAUGUCAGCUCUACUCAGUGCUUGUGUCAAGCGCUAUAAUUGGUUCAUUGGUUGUUUACAUAUUUUAGGCUCCCGAGAAGCUUCUAAAAUGUUUAGAGCAAUUUUUAAGUUAAGAUAAGUUAAGAUACUUUUAUUGAUCCAAAAUAUUGGAAAUUGUUUUUUUACAUUCAUUUUUUUAAGGCUUAAAACAUCCUUGUUUUAGGGUGGGUCAUUAUUGCAUAAAAUUACUCUGUAGCAAGACUUUCACAGAAUCAUUGUGCAGUAUGAAUAUCUGUUGAGUUCUUGAGUGCAAGUUGUAAUUUUGAACAGAGUCGUGGCUUUUUCUUUGAAUGGAUUUCUUGUUGGUUUUUUUUUUCCAAAUCAUGGACACUCUUUAAGUCUGUAGCCAUUCAUGGACACUCUUUAAGUCUGUAGCCAAUCAUGGACACUCUUUAAGUCUGUAGCCAAUCAUGGACACUCUUUAAGUCUGUAGCCAAUCAUGGACACUCUUUAAGUCUGUAGCCAAUCAUGGACACUCUUUAAGUCUGUAGCCAAUCAUGGACACUCUUUAAGUCUGUAGCCAAUCAUGGACACUCUUUAAGUCUGUAGCCAAUCAUGGACACUCUUUAAGUCUGUAGCCAAUCAUGGACACUCUUUAAGUCUGUAGCCAAUCAUGGACACUCUUUAAGUCUGUAGCCAAUCAUGGACACUCUUUAAGUCUGUAGCCAAUCAUGGACACUCUUUAAGUCUGUAGCCAAUCAUGGACACUCUUUAAGUCUGUAGCCAAUUUGUCUUUGUAUGGUUGUCAUAUGCCAGAAAAGAUAAAUUGAAAUGAUACAAAAAUGAAUGGUAUAAUGCAUGAUCAGUGAAAAUUCUUUCAACUAUUUGGCACAGCCCCAAUUUUCACUAUUUGCGAAAAACUGUAUUUCUUUUUUCUUUUUAAUGUAUUUUAAUUUUUUUAUUAAAUUAAUGUAAUAAUAAUAACACCAAACAAAAAAAAUUUAAAAUAUUCAUCCACUUUCUUGCAGGAGGCCGCAAUCACAAAAACGAAUGGUCAAAUCUGAUUGGAGGAUCUCACAAGUUCCUAGAAACGAUGAGAAAACAUUCCUCACUCAAAGAGAUAUCCCAGCAAAAUACUUUGGGGAGUACCUAGACCCCAACAGUACCUUCAAAUUGAAGCUGAAAUGAAUCAGAUUAUGCCUUUAAGGGCUAUGAUAAAAUAUUCUGUGAUAUGCUAAUCAACAUUCUGUCAUAGACCUUUUCAGUGACAUGAUAAUUUGUUCCAUCACAGACCUUUUAGUUCAGCCUCCUCCUAAUUGCCAAACAUUCCAUGCUAUUUUAUUGUGAUACCCUAAAUAGGCCUACAUAACAAUGAUAGACAGCAUGUAGUUCCUGGGAUGGAUUCAACUCCUAAAUAAGAGCUCAUCAAAAUAAUUCAAACAACCAAAGCAGAAUUUACAAGUGGUAAAAGCUAAAACUAACAACAAUCCAUGCAGACAUCAGCCUUGUGAUCCACACAGACAUCAGCCUUGUGAUCCACACAGACAUCAGCCUUGUGAUCCACACACACAGACAGAUGUCUGCUCCACAAAGACUCUGCCGUCUGAUCCACACAGACUCGGCCAUCUGGUCCACACAGACUCGGCCAUCUGAAUAACCAUUCAAAAUAAUUGAGAAACCAUUGCUUGAAGUUGCAGACUUAAACAAGGGCCCACAAUCCCUGAAAAUAUUGGUGCCAUCAAGCUCAUUGCUUUGCUUUUCUUUGUUCAGUUUUUUAGAAGAAGAAAUAAUGAAUACAGUACAUGCCCACUUAAAAGUACAAGUAAAUUUAUCAAGUUUUUUUUUUUUUCUUUUAAAUGUCUUUAUUUAUGUACAGUGUGGAUGAAAUAAAAUAUUUUAAACAGAGAUUUUGUUUUGUAAUUUGAAAAUAAAUUGCUAUGCACUUUAAAAA
Messenger RNA from Lymnaea stagnalis (great pond snail), 15638 nucleotides. The record is from the annotation of a GenBank genome assembly. Lineage: Eukaryota; Metazoa; Mollusca; Gastropoda; Lymnaeidae.